CUCAUCUGGUACUACAUGGGUUGGGAGUUUGGAUUGCCGGCGCUGCUGAUCACCCUAGCUGCGGUGUUCAUCGCAAGCGGCUGGUGGCGCUGGUGGCACAUCGCUUUCGUGACAGCACCGCGUGACAUCAAAGCUCUCACAAGAUACAUCAAGCUGCUGGGGCUGGUGCGGAAACACGCCAAGAACAAUGCCACAAUCGGAGACAUCUUCGCCGAGUACGUGUCGAAGCAACCCGACAAAGCCUGCCUAAUAUGUGAAGGACGCUCCUGGACGUUCCGUGAGGUGAACGACUACUCGAAUCGUCUGGCGAACGUGUUCCACGCGCACGGCUACAAGCAUGGCGAUGUGGUGGGACUGUUGCAGGAAAACCGACCCGAGUUCGUUGCCAGUUGGCUUGGUCUGUCGAAGCUGGGCGUGAUCGUGCCCUUAAUCAACCACAACCUGCGGAAGAAUGCGCUGAUUCACAGCAUAACCGUGGCUAACUGUAACGCUCUGAUCUACGGUGAGGCGUUAGCUGACGCCGUUACGGAAGUCGCCGAUACCUUGCCGUCCUCGGUGGCCCUUUAUCAGGUCAAUGAAACCGUUCAGCAACCGGUUCUCACCAACGCCAAGGACCUCACGACGCUGAUGCAGUCCGCGUCCAAGGAACUACCGGUAAAUGGCGUGAAAAAGCCGAGCCACCAUGACAAGCUGAUCUACAUCUACACCUCGGGCACGACGGGACUUCCGAAGGCGGCCGUGAUCACGCAUUCCAGGUACGUUUUCAUUGCGGCUGCGAUUUCCAUAGUGGCCGGAUUCCGAUCGGACGACACGUUCUACACUCCGUUGCCUCUCUAUCACACCGCCGGUGGCAUGAUGAGCAUCGGUCAGGCGUUGCUCUUUGGGGCAACAGUGGUAACCCGCAAGAAGUUCUCUGCCUCACAGUUCUUCAUCGACUGCCAGAAGUACAACUGCACGAUUGCUCAGUACAUUGGCGAGAUGUGUCGGUACAUCCUGGCCACUCCGGCAUCUCCAACGGACAAGGCACACAAAGUUCGCCUGAUCUUUGGUAACGGGCUGCGUCCUCAGAUUUGGCCGCAGUUUGUGGAGCGCUUUAACAUCCCACGUGUAGCGGAAUUCUACGGUGCUACGGAGGGCAAUGCAAACAUUGUCAACGUCGACAACACGGUGGGUGCGAUCGGGUUCGUGUCACGGAUCAUCCCCGUGGUGUAUCCCAUCUCGAUCAUCCGUGCCGAUCCGGCGACGGGUUACAGUGAGCCGCUCCGUGGCAAGGAUGGCCUGUGUCGGUUGUGCAAACCCAACGAACCCGGUCUCUUCAUCGGAAAGAUCAUCCCGAAUAAUCCGUCGCGUGCGUUCCUCGGAUACGUCGACAAGGGCGCGACUGAGAAGAAGAUCGUGCGCGAUAUCUUCCGCAAGGGCGAUGCCGCCUUUCUGUCCGGGGACCUGCUUGUCGCUGACGAGCGGGGCAACCUGUUCUUUAAAGAUCGCACUGGGGACACGUUCCGCUGGAAAGGUGAGAACGUGUCGACUAGUGAGGUUGAAGCGGAAGUUAGCAAUGCAGUCGGCUACCGGGACACGGUGGUGUACGGCGUAGAGGUGCCAAACCUCGAAGGCCGCGCCGGCAUGGCUGCCAUUCUGGAUCCGGAGCGACAGGUCGACCUGGAGGUGCUGGCGAGGACGAUCAAGGACACACUGCCGUCGUACGCCCGACCGCAGUUCGUGCGGUUACUAUCGAAGGUGGACAUGACGGGCACAUUCAAGCUGAAGAAGCUCGAUCUGCAGGAGGAAGGCUUCGAUCCGAGUACGAUCGAGGACUCGGUGUACUAUCUGACUGCGAAGGGACAAUACGAACGGCUGACACCGGAGAUCUACGAGCAGAUCAAGCUUGGCGAAGUGCGGCUGUAGAUCGUUGCCAUUCGCAGGGACGCAAGUGUGUCUCCAAGUGUUAUGCUUGCUCUCGUGUGGAAUUUCGCACAGGGUAGUAGACGUUUGUUUUGUUUUGUUUACUAACGAUUUGUAUACUGAAGGCUGUUUUUCUCUUAAGGAUAACUGUGACAUUUUCCAUUACAAGUUAACAAGCUUCGCGGGUUCUAAUGUAAGACGGCGGAAGCACCGUAACCGUGUCGAACAAGAAAGGCAAGUCAAAUGUAGGCAAAUGUUUCGAGGUACUAUUUCUGAUAGAUCUAUUUCUUGAUAUGGGGACUGAAGAAGAGGAUAUACUUUUCACAGGAUUUAGUUAUUCCAUAAGCGGAACUUUCGAGGGAUUGGCGGGAAGGAGAAGAAAACUACAUUUGAAGCCAAUAGCUGUAUGACAUGCGCAGGAAUAACGAUAAUAAAUGUACUUAUA
Molecule: messenger RNA, 2347 nt
Organism: Anopheles nili
Lineage: Eukaryota; Metazoa; Arthropoda; Insecta; Diptera; Culicidae
Product: long-chain fatty acid transport protein 4-like
Exons: 6
Coding region: 16-1905 (629 amino acids)
Biological process (GO): triglyceride homeostasis
Cellular component (GO): endoplasmic reticulum
Molecular function (GO): long-chain fatty acid transmembrane transporter activity; long-chain fatty acid-CoA ligase activity
Source: RefSeq, a predicted model, not a curated record